AUGGCAGUACACCCGGACCCCGUCCCCCGCGGCCCCGUCCGCGCCCAGCUGAACUACUACACCCCGCCGCCCGACGGCUCCCGCCCGCACAACUACGUCGAGCCGGCCGAGGGCCAGCCCCAGCGCAACUUCGCGCAGCAGGCGCACGCCGUCGACAUCGCCGACAUCCGCGGCCGCGAGUCCGACUUCCAGUCCCUCGACCGCGACGCCUUCCAGGUGCUCCGGGGCCUGGCGCCCUCGGCCGAGCGGUCCUUCGCCGACGACGCCUCCAUCCGCGAGCGGUACUACCCGGAGGUGGAGGAGCUGCUGCUGUCGCACAUCCCCGGCGCCAGCAGGGUGCACCUCUUCGACCACACCAUCCGCCGGACGGACCCCAAGAGCCCCCGCGCGCCCGUCACCUACGUCCACAUCGACCAGACGGCCAGGUCGGUCGAGCAGCGCGUGCGGCGGCACAUGGGCGACGAGGCCGACGCCCUGCUCCGCGGCCGCUACCGCAUCGUCAACGUCUGGAGGCCGCUCAACAAGGGCCCCGUCGAGACCUUCCCCCUCGCCUUCGCCUCGUCCGCGUCGCUCGACGACGCCGACGUGGUCCCCGUCGAGCACCGCUACCCCAACGGGUACACGGGCGAGACGGCGUCGAUCCGGUACAACCCGGGCCAGAAGUGGUACUACCUGAGCGGCAUGACCGGCGACGAGCGCAUCCUCCUCGAGUGCUUCGACAGCGAGGCCUUCAAGGCCGGCUCCGGCGUCCAGGGCGGCAGGGUGCCUCAUACGGCCUUUGUGGAUCCCCGAUCAAGGCCGGAUGCUGAAGGCCGCGAAAGCAUCGAGGUCAGGGCCCUGGUAUUUGGGCCCUGA
Molecule: messenger RNA, 855 nt
Organism: Thyridium curvatum
Lineage: Eukaryota; Fungi; Ascomycota; Sordariomycetes; Thyridiales; Thyridiaceae
Exons: 1
Coding region: 1-855 (284 amino acids)
Molecular function (GO): oxidoreductase activity
Source: RefSeq, a predicted model, not a curated record